Messenger RNA from Aspergillus ibericus CBS 121593, 1308 nucleotides. RefSeq lists its product as uncharacterized. The record is from RefSeq and is a predicted model, not a curated record. NCBI's taxonomy places the organism in Eukaryota, Fungi, Ascomycota, Eurotiomycetes, Eurotiales, Aspergillaceae. The transcript has 6 exons. Bases 1 to 1308 code for a protein of 435 amino acids.
AUGCACAGGAGCAUGUACAACAGAAAAAGACAGGACAGGAUACAGAAAACAAAAGAAAAAAAAACCAACACACACAACAAAAGAAGGAAAGACAGAACAGACAGAACAGACAGAAAAACAACGAGAUACAAGAACACCAACCAGAAGACAAAGAAAACAGACAACAGACAACAGACAACAGACAACAGACAACAGACAACAGACAACAGACAACAGACAACAGACAACAGACAACAGACAACAGACAACAGACAACAGACAACAGACAACAGACAACAGACAACAGACAACAGACAACAGACAACAGUCACAAGGAAAAACAGGAAUGAAACUGGAUACAACAAACAGCAGACAGAACAAGGAAACAUAAGAAAAGACGACCCCUGCCAGCUCGCCCGAGCGCCUCCCACAAACACCAGACAUAAGAAAAACAACAGCCAACCGACCAACGCCCGCCAGAAAAAACAGAACUCGCCAGAAGAAACAAAACUAGCUAAGAAGAAACAAAACUCGCCCAAAGAAACAAAACUAGCUAAGAAAGUCGGAGCGAAAGGGAGUGGAACCUGCAUUCGUAUCACAGCGGAGUUCGGCGCUAGACAUUCGUUGGUAGCCUGGUGGUCUCAACAAAACGAACGGACUUUUUGGGCUUGUUUGAACGAGGGGACGUGCGAAGCACAGAAGAAGAGGGAACAGGUAAACGAGAGGAAGUGGUGGCCGGAGCCACCGGGGCAGAAGGGACCGAAGGAGAGACAGAAAAACGAGGGACAGGCAAACGAGUGGAGGGGGGGUGUGUGGCGUCGAACCUUUUCAGGAACGACUGACCACGGGAAAGGCAAGGGGAAGGACAGGACGUGUCAGAAGGCACAGAACGAGUGGAGGGGGAACGAACGUGGGGGUGAGUGGCGUCGAACCUUUGAAGGAACGAACAACCACGGGAAAGGGGCGCUGAAGGAGGGGACGUGGCCGAGACCACAACACGACGAGGAAGAAAAGAACGAGAGGCAGUGGCCCGAGGGACCGAGGAAGAGGAGAAGGGGGAGGUGCCCGAAGAACACCGGUACAAACGAGGGGAGGUGGCCCGAGGAACCACCACAGGACAAGGAAUGGAAGUGCCACAAGGGCGGGGAGAAGGAGAGGAAGAGGCCGAAGCCACAGAACGAGCGACAACAGGACGAGGCAGAAACGACUGACUGGGGGUGGCCCGAGGGGCCGGGGAGGGGGCGGACGCGGUGUCCGAAGGACGACGAUACAAAUGAGGGACGGUGGCCCGAAGUACCACCACAGGACAAGGAAUGGACGUGGCCGUGA